Molecule: messenger RNA, 1061 nt
Organism: Psammomys obesus (fat sand rat)
Lineage: Eukaryota; Metazoa; Chordata; Mammalia; Rodentia; Muridae
Gene: Mrpl19
Product: mitochondrial ribosomal protein L19
Exons: 5
Coding region: 7-885 (292 amino acids)
Biological process (GO): translation
Cellular component (GO): ribosome; mitochondrial large ribosomal subunit
Molecular function (GO): structural constituent of ribosome
Source: RefSeq, a predicted model, not a curated record
GUAGACAUGGCGGCCUCCAUGGCAGGAGGCUGUCGGUCGUCCCUGUACUUGGCCCUGGGCUUCCGAACGCCCAGGUCGCGGCUCGCCGCUCUUGUGCCUGACACCUGCCAUGUCCGCAAGGGUCCGAGCCGGUUUCAGAGCACCGGGACUUCCGACCCCGGUGGGUUCAAGCCGCCGCCGAAACCUGUCAUCGUGGACCGGCGCCGAGCCCCGGACGAACAGAGUCGGUUCCUGAGUCCUGAAUUUAUCCCUCCAAGGGGAAGAACAAACCCUCUGAAAUUUCAGCUAGAAAGGAAAGAUAUGUUAGACAGGAGGAAGGUGCUUCACAUUCCAGAGUUCUAUGUUGGAAGCAUACUUCGUGUCACCACAGCCGACCCUUAUGCCAGUGGAAAAACCAGCCAGUUCUUGGGGAUUUGCAUCCAGCGAUCAGGAAAUGGGCUUGGGGCCACUUUCACCCUCAGGAACACGAUUGAAGGACAAGGUGUGGAGAUUUGCUUUGAACUGUAUAACCCCCGCAUCCACGAGAUCCAGGUGGUGAAGCUGGAGAAGCGCCUGGAUGACAGCCUGCUGUACUUACGGGACGCCCUCCCCGAGUUCAGCACCUUUGAUGUGACUAUGAAGCCCGUCCCUCUCCAGUCCGGCCAGGAAGUGCCUGUUAACAAGCUGAAAGUGAAAAUGAAGCCAAAGCCGUGGUCCAAACGCUGGGAACGUCCAAAGUUCAACAUUAAAGGAAUCAGGUUUGACCUCGCUUUAACUGAAGAGCAAAUGAAAGAAGCCCAGAAGUGGAGCCAGCCAUGGCUUGAGUUUGAUAUGAUGAGAGAAUACGACACUUCAAAAAUCGAAGCUGCAUUGUGGGAGGAGAUAGAAGCAUCAAAUAAGUCUUGAUGUGGGACUGGUGAAUGGCUCAGCAGGUAAACAUCUCUGAGCGGGAUGGCCUGAGUUUGACUCUGGAACCUGGGGUGGAAGGACAGAACUGACUACUGAAAGUUGUCCUUUGCCUUUUAUAUCCUCCCCCUAGCAUUAGACCUGCGCUUACAAACAUAAAAAUAUUUUUCUUUGAA